Molecule: messenger RNA, 261 nt
Organism: Miscanthus lutarioriparius
Lineage: Eukaryota; Viridiplantae; Streptophyta; Magnoliopsida; Poales; Poaceae
Source: the annotation of a GenBank genome assembly
AUGUGGCUGCUGCAGGGGAAGAACGUCGAGCACACCUUCAAGAAAAUCAAGCAGACGGUGUCGUAUGCCGCCGAGGUGACGGCGUUCGUCGAGAAGGGCAAGCUGAGCAAGAUCAGUGGCGUCAAGACCAAGGAGCUGAUGCUCUGGCUUAGCGUCAUCGAGGUGUACGUCCCAGAGGCCUCGCCGGAGAAGGUCACCUUCAAGACCAGCACUGGCCUCUCUGACAGCUUUGAUGCCGCUCCCUUUGCGCUUGGGGAAUGA